This is a messenger RNA of Leucoraja erinaceus (little skate), 2965 nucleotides long. RefSeq names its product MAGUK p55 subfamily member 3-like. Bases 652 to 2460 code for a protein of 602 amino acids. The record is from RefSeq and is a predicted model, not a curated record. The transcript has 19 exons. Gene Ontology annotation, molecular function: protein binding. Lineage: Eukaryota; Metazoa; Chordata; Chondrichthyes; Rajiformes; Rajidae. Gene Ontology annotation, cellular component: plasma membrane; cell-cell junction.
GAGCACAUAGGUUUUGGUGAGAUGGGAACAAUUUAAUAGGAACCCGAGAGGCUGUUUUUUUCACACAGAGGGUGGUGGGUAUAUGGAACACGGCACAAGGGGAAGUAGUUGAGGCAGGUAAAAUAAUAUUUUAAAUAUAUGUACUAUUUCUAUUUCAUAUUUUAAAAGAAACAGUUGGACAGCCAUAUGGAUAGGAAAUGUUUGGAGGGUUACGGCCAAACAUGGAAAUAUGGGAAUAGCUGAGUUGGGACAUCUUGGUCGGCAGGGAGUUGGGUUGAAGGGAAUAUUUCCGUGCUGUAUGACUAUGUCUUGCGGGCACGCAGGCAAUUUUUCAGGUCAACCUGUACAACAGCAGCCCUGGCACAGGAAUGGCUCUGCAGGCUUCUGUCACAUUCUGCUAACAUCAUGAGCUGCUGACGGUUCCUGCCUCUGUAGUCUCCUGUGACUCCAUUACGAGCUGUAUCUUUCUCCUUGUGAGCUGGUUCUGUGCAAUGUUGAAUUCCUGCAUCCUAGCUGAUUACGUGGCCACCAUGCGUAUUUAGUUGGCAAACGGCUGCUCAUUAAUACUUUUGAUCUGUUGCAGAAGUGUCACUGAAUGAAACAUUAGUCUCCUCAAACGUGAAUGGUCUGCUUUCCUGCAUCAGUCUGACCAUGCCGGCUCUAUCUACUGCAGCAGGGUUACAUGAGGUGCUGGCUCUUCUGACUGCACAGCUUAGACCAGAUGCAAAUCUCACAGCAGAAAUGGGCUUCCUUACAGAGGUCUUCAGCGAAAAUAGUUUCAGCUCACUUAUAAAGAUCCAUCAGAAGCUUCAGCAGUACAUCCGACAGAGCCCAACGCCUGCAGCGCACAACGCUGUUGCUUUGGCUGAUGAUGUAACAGAGGAGCUACAGAGUGGACCACCCAAUAGUGACAUCAGGGAACUGACACAUUUAUUAGCCAAACCGCACCUCCUGGCUGUGCUCUCAGCACACGACACGAUUGCACGCAAAGCCUUCGGUCCAGUGCUCCCACCCAUGCCAGAUGACGUGGCUGUUCAGGAUGAAGAGGAAUCAAUGAAGAUUGUUCGUCUUGUGAAGAACAAAGAACCAUUGGGGGCAACAAUUAGGAAGAAUGAGCAAACCGGUGCAGUUGUUGUGGCUCGGAUCAUGCAGGGAGGAGCGGCAGACCGUAGUGGUUUGAUACAUGUUGGAGAUGAACUGAGAGAAGUGAACGACGUGCCAGUUGAGCAGAAGACACCAGAAGAAAUCAGUCAGAUCCUGGCCCAGUGGCAAGGUUCAAUAAUCUUAAAGCUGAUCCCACCAGCUAAAGAAGAUGCCCUGCUGAUGGAAUAUAAGAAAGCUUUUCUGAAGGUUCCACGUCGGCGAUUAAGGUCUAAGGUGCAUGUGAGAGCUUUCUUUGACUAUGACCCAAGAGAGGAUAAAGCAAUUCCCUGUAAAGAGGCAGGGUUACCUUUCAGAAAAGGGGACAUUCUUCACGUCGUGAACCAGGAGGACACGGUGUGGUGGCAAGCGAAGCGUGUCGGAGAUGCAAGUCUCCGUGCUGGCCUUAUUCCAUCAAAGAGAUUUCAAGAGAGACGGCUUGCCUAUUGGCAAAGGCGAGCGACCUUGGAACCAGAGAAAAGCAGCAAAAGAUCAUCAUACGACCAGAGUUGUGAGAAAGAGGACUGUGAGUGUGAUGGAUAUUUGAAUGGGCUUUAUAUAGCUGGCUUACGGAGAAGCUUCCGGCUGAGCCGAAAAUCCCGACAGACGAACCAAACUGAAGAGAAGCAGCCGAAGCCGAGUGAGAGCGUGGAAUAUCUAACCUAUGAGGAAGUGGCCAUCUACCACCGUCGCCCCAAUGAUUCACACCGACUGGUGGUCCUUGCUGGUUCUUUAGGAGCCAAAAUAAACGAGAUGAGGCAAAGAAUAAUAGCAGAAAAUCCCAAUCGUUACAAUGUGGCUGUUCCUUCAACAACAAGGCAAAAGAAGGUCCAUGAAAGACAAGGAUUGGAGUAUCAUUUUGUCAGCAAGCUCUCAUUUGAAGCAGAUAUUCUGAAGAACAGAUUUGUUGAGCAUGGGGAAUACAAAGACAAUCUCUAUGGGAUCUCUAUAGAUUCCAUCCGCACAGUGAUGCUAAAAAAAAAGGUUUGCUUAGUGGACGCCAAUCCUCAAACAAUCAAACACCUCAGAACAGCAGAAUUUAAACCGUAUGUGAUAUUUGUCAAGCCAUUUAUUCAAGAACCAAGGCCAAUCUCAACAACAGCAGACACAUCAGAGAACGGUGUCAUUAAAGAAUUAGGAGAAGAUGAAUACCAGGAAAUGAAUCAGUCAGCGGCUGACGUUGAAGAGAAGUAUGGUCAUCUUAUCGAUAAAGUCUUGGUGAAAGGUGACCUCCAAACUGCAUGCAGUGAAUUGAAAGUAAUCCUGGAUAACAUAGAACGGGAACCCAUGUGGGUGCCAACUAGCUGGAUCCGCUCCUAGCUGUGCAAACACAACGUGGCCAACCUAAAAGUAGCCCAUCUUCUGAUCUUUGAAUGUCCAAAAUAUUGAUCUGAAGUAAACCUUUUGUUGAUGUUAAUGAUAGUCGACAAACAUGCAAAUAACUGAUUAGAGCACACAGCGAACAUGGAUGCAAUUGAGACAUAAUUGUGGCACGGCGACGCAUCAGUAGAGUUGCUGCCUUACAGCGCCAGAGACCCGGGUUCGAUCUUGACUAAGGGGUCCUGUCUGUACAGUCUUUAUGUGGAUUUCCUCCAGGUGCUCCAGUUUCCUCCCGCAAUCAAAAGACGUCUGAGUUUGUAGGAUAAUUGGCUUCUAUAAUUUGCGCCUAGUGGGUAGGAUGCAAAACUGUGAUAACAUAGAACUAAUAUAUGUGUUGGUACAGACUCAAUGGCCCAAAGGGCCUGUUUCCACGCUGUAUCUCUAAACUCAACACAAAUGGGACAAAUACAUUCCAAUUACAACACCCCCCCCCCCCCCCCCCCCC